This is a messenger RNA of Epinephelus fuscoguttatus (brown-marbled grouper), 1395 nucleotides long. RefSeq names its product ribonuclease, RNase K a (gene rnaseka). Lineage: Eukaryota; Metazoa; Chordata; Actinopteri; Perciformes; Serranidae. Bases 232 to 531 code for a protein of 99 amino acids. The record is from RefSeq and is a predicted model, not a curated record. The transcript has 4 exons. Gene Ontology annotation, molecular function: RNA endonuclease activity.
UAUUGAUUUGACAUUUAAUGUAGACAUAUAUGUAAUCUGACGCUUUCUAAACUAACUACUGUGGCUCUGUCAACAUGGUCAAACUUCCGGUGUUCAGUCACCUGACCGAACAAGUGACAAAAGUUUGAUCAGCAAGUGACCCACCUGAAAGCUGGUUGGGCAACCGCCAUUAAACUCAAAGAAUAAGAAAGUGAGCUUACUUUUACUCAACAGAAGAGAACGGGCAGAAACAUGUGUGCGUUGAUUUGUGGACCAAAACUCGCCGCCUGUGGGAUCAUGUUGAGCACGUGGGGGGUUAUAAUGUUGGCCAUGCUGGGAAUUUUCUUUACCACACAUUCAGCUCUGCUGAUUGAAGAUGUGCCUCUGACCAGUGGAGACUUCAACGAUACGAACCCCCCUCAGAAGGUCUUUGAUGUGUACGACAGAGUUGGCUACAACUGCUUCAUAGCAUCUGCUAUCUACACCCUCAUUGGGGCUUUCUCCUGCUACCAGAUGAAGCUCAACAGACAGAAGGAGUACCUGGUGCACUAGUGCCACCUGCUGGACUGAGGAGCUCCCAGCAGCACUCUGACAGCAAGAGGUUCGCCUGUCCUCUGACCACUGUCACCUGUCUCAAGGUUUAAAGUCCUAAUCAUAAACUAAAGGGAGGAGACUAAACGCUAUGUGACAGCAGGUCAAAGAUCAGGCCUUCUGCACCUUUGUGUAUCUAAGAUGAGAUUAAUUCUACCUCUGAUUACAAGUGCUGAAAUGCAAAAAGUUGUUGUUCCCCAGUGAUUGUUCUUGUUAAAUUAUUUUGUCUUGUCUUGCCCUUUUAUACCCAUUGCACAAGAGAAUGUAUUUCUGAUUAUUGCCAGUAUCUAUCUGUGUUUUGAAUGUUAGUCAUUAGAUCAAAUAAUUAAUUUCCUUCACCUGUCUAUUAUUCUUAUGAGCAAGGUUCCAUUCCAUUUCAAACAUUCAAAGGUAUGUGUUUACUUGAUUAGAUGGUUUAUUUGACACAAGCCUGGAUUUUUCACUUUGUCAAAGCUGAUGUUGUUUACACAGUUUGUCCUCACACUUCAAACCUGCAAAAGUGCAUCUCAUCCACAGUUAGUUGGAUCAUGUCCAAGACUUUUCAGCUUUUCAACACAAACAUAUAUGUUGCUUAAUUACCACAACUUAAAGAGAUAGGAUCUUUAGAAGUGGGGUUAUAUGAGGUACUAAUCCGCAGAGGAGAAGUUUGGGGAAGCAGGCAGGUGUACAGACACGGAAGCUAAGUGAUGUACUGCUGUGGAGGGGGCAACUGCAAAAUGUUUUUUAACCACCUGAAAGAAUCUAUAUCAGUUUAUGUGUACAACAUAUUUUAAAAUAUUUUCACCACUUUACCUUCCCACCAGACAGCCCUGUCAGACAGGGAAG